Molecule: messenger RNA, 831 nt
Organism: Closterium sp. Naga37s-1
Lineage: Eukaryota; Viridiplantae; Streptophyta; Zygnematophyceae; Desmidiales; Closteriaceae
Source: the annotation of a GenBank genome assembly
AUGCCUUGCUCCGUGUUUCCCUUAUACCGCUUCCCCCAUCCCUCCCAAACUUUUGCUGCAGAGGGCGAGCAGGUGAAAGUCCUGACGCGCUCAGUGGAUCGGGCCAAGGAGGUCUUUGCAGGUGAGGAGUAUGGGCUGGUAUUUGAAGGUGCAGGCACAGAGGGAGUGGAGCUGGUGGGGCCGGAGGGGUGGGCAGCAGCCGUGGCAGGCAGUGGGUCGGUGGUGAAUCUGGCCGGCACACCCAUCAGCACACGGUGGAGCCCUGCGAUCAAGGCAGAGAUCAUUUCCAGCCGAGUGGACACGACUGCUAAGAUCGUAGAGGCUAUCAACUCUCUCCCCAAGGACAAGCGCCCCUCUGUUCUGGUCAACACCUCAGCUGUGGGCUUCUAUGUUCUCUUCCGAAUCAACCUCACCCCCUUCUCUCGCCUAUUAACACCCCCCCUUCUCCCCCCUCCUCCCUUCUCACACCAGGUGUGCACCAAGUGGGAGGCAGAGGCGCAGAAAGUCUCUCCUGAUUCGACCCGCCUCGCCAUAAUACGCUUUGGUGUUGUGCUGGACAAGGGGGGAGGAGCGCUGGGCAAAAUGCUGCCCAUCUUCCAGCUCUUUGCUGGAGGGCCCCUUGGGACAGGGCAGCAGUGGGCCUCUUGGCACUGGAUAGCAGUGGUGGUGAGUGGCAUUGCAGUGGUGGUGAGUGGCAUUGCAGUGGUGGUGAGUGGCAUUGCAGUGGUGGUGAGUGGCAUUGCAGUGGUGGUGAAUGGCAUUGCAGCGGUGUUAAUUUUGACAAGGGAUGGAGUUGCGCUGGGAAAGAUCCUGCCCAUCCUCCAGCUUUGA